AUGGCGUUGGCACUUGGCUCCUCAAAUUCAUUUAUGAUUGUAAAUGAUGAUCAAAGGUUGAAUCAUCGCCACGUUUUGUCUAGUAUGGUAAGUUUUCCUGAAACUAAGUCAUCGUUGUGCCAGCUCCAUGCAAAGAAUUCAGUGCAAGAACUUGCUCGAUUUUCAUUGUUGGGAGGAAGUGAAAAUAUGAAGAGAGAGAAACUUCAUGAGCUAGUAGCCCCUCGUAGCCAUAUUGGAGUCGAGGGAGUCAUGGUCGACGUGUGGUGGGGAUUGGUGGAGAAAGAUGGACCAUUGAAAUAUAAUUGGGAAGGGUAUGCUGAGCUUGUAAAGAUGGUGCAAAAGCUUGGUUUGAAACUGCAAGUUGUUAUGUCUUUUCAUCAAUGUGGCGGCAAUGUUGGAGAUUCUUGCAGUAUCCCUUUACCCCCAUGGGUGCUUGAAGAGAUGAGCACGAAUCCUGAUCUUGUGUACACAGAUAAAUCAGGGAAGCGGAACCCCGAGUAUAUAUCGUUGGGCUGUGAUUCAAUGCCUGUGCUAAGAGGUAGAAGUCCCAUUCAAGUCUACUCUGAUUAUAUGAGAAGUUUCAGAGAAAGAUUCAACGACUACUUGGGAAAUGUUAUAGUGGAAAUUCAAGUGGGGUUGGGGCCUUGUGGAGAACUAAGAUAUCCAUCCUAUCCAGAAAGCAAUGGCACCUGGAGAUUUCCAGGAAUUGGUGAAUUCCAGAGCUAUGACAAGUAUAUGCAAGCCUCAUUGGCAGCUGCAGCUGAGGCGAAUAGGAAGACUGAAUGGGGAUUCAGUAGCCCUCACGACUCAGGCCGAUACAAUCAGUUCCCGGAAGAAACUGGAUUUUUCGGAAGGGACGGUACAUGGAACACUGCAUAUGGGCGUUUUUUCUUAGACUGGUACUCUGGACAGCUAGUCCAGCACGGAGAUAAAAUCCUAUCAGCUGCACAAGGCAUAUUCAAAGGAACUGGAGCUAUACUAUCUGGAAAAGUAGCUGGAAUUCAUUGGCACUACAAUACAAAAUCACACGCAGCUGAAUUAACUGCUGGAUACUACAAUACUAGGAAUCGAGAUGGUUAUUUACAAAUUGCGCGAAUGUUGAGUAAAUAUAGAGUUGUGUUAAAUUUUACGUGUAUGGAGAUGAGAGAUGGAGAACAGCCAGGAGAUGCUCGUUGCUCGCCCGAAGGUCUAGUUCGACAGGUUAAGAAGGCUACAAAAUCUGCUGGAACACAACUUGCUGGAGAGAAUGCGCUGGAGAGGUAUGAUUUUGGAGCAUUUUCACAAGUGUUGGCAACAAGUCAGUCAGAUUCUGGAAAUGGACUCGCUGCAUUUACGUAUCUAAGAAUGAAUAAGCGGUUGUUCGAAGCUGAUAAUUGGAGCAACUUUGAUAAAUUUGUGAAAAGCAUGUUAGAAGGUCGUCGAAACACAAGACUUUCAGAGAGCGAAAUGAUCAGGACGAACCCGUAUGUUGGAUUCGUUAGUGUGAACAAGAAGAAGAUCAUAAAGGAGGAUGCCCUUGUGUAA
Fraxinus pennsylvanica is the source of this 1524-nucleotide messenger RNA. NCBI's taxonomy places the organism in Eukaryota, Viridiplantae, Streptophyta, Magnoliopsida, Lamiales, Oleaceae. The record is from the annotation of a GenBank genome assembly.